Bombus pyrosoma is the source of this 2376-nucleotide messenger RNA. It is a transcript of the gene Vps4, whose product is annotated as vacuolar protein sorting-associated protein 4. The record is from RefSeq and is a predicted model, not a curated record. The coding region runs from base 282 to 1607 and encodes 441 amino acids. Gene Ontology annotation, molecular function: ATP hydrolysis activity; ATP binding. Gene Ontology annotation, biological process: endosomal transport; vacuole organization. The transcript is spliced from 6 exons. NCBI's taxonomy places the organism in Eukaryota, Metazoa, Arthropoda, Insecta, Hymenoptera, Apidae.
UGUAUGAUUAAGAGUGCGACGGUUUAAACGGUGUAGAGUGUAGAAGAUAGUCUACCUUCAAGAAUUUGUUUAAAAAUGUGUUAGUGAGAUAUGUGAUAUGUCAAGCAGUGACGUUGGACAACCAAAUUUUGAAGGUUAUCAAACGAAAUAAAAUAUCUUUUUGAUGCGGUAGGUCGCCGUCUCGAUCGCUGUUUCUUUUUUCUUUAUUGAGACGCUGCGUCCCAUCGUGACGGUGAACUACCGUGUAGGAAAGGUUAGAUACAGCUUAAAGUAAUAUUAGAAUGGCUUCAAGUACAAUAUUGCAGAAAGCUAUAGAUCUGGUGACUAGAGCUACUGAAGAAGAUCGUAAUAAAAAUUAUGAGGAAGCACUUAGGUUGUACGAACAUGCUGUUGAAUAUUUUCUACAUUCUAUUAAAUAUGAAGCACAAGGUGACAGAGCUAAGGAGAGUAUAAGAGCGAAAUGUACACAGUAUUUGGAAAGAGCUGAAAAAUUAAAGGCAUAUUUGAAGAAAAGUAAGAAGAAACCUGUAAAAGCUGGUGAAGAUAAUUCUAAAACUGAGGAUAAGAAGAGCGAUAGUGGAGACAGUGAUACAGAUAGUGAUCCUGAAAAGAAGAAACUUCAAAGCAAACUGGAAGGUGCGAUAAUUAUUGAAAAACCAGAUGUUAAGUGGAACGAUGUUGCUGGUCUUGAUGGAGCCAAGGAAGCUUUAAAGGAAGCUGUUAUUUUGCCAAUACGUUUUCCCCAUCUGUUUACUGGAAAACGGAUACCAUGGAAGGGUAUCUUAUUAUUUGGGCCACCAGGUACUGGUAAAUCCUAUCUAGCAAAGGCUGUUGCAACUGAAGCCAAUAAUUCAACGUUCUUCUCUGUGUCAUCCUCGGACUUGGUAAGCAAAUGGCUUGGAGAAUCUGAAAAACUUGUCAAAAAUUUGUUUGAAUUAGCUCGUCAACACAAACCCAGUAUCAUAUUUAUCGACGAGGUGGAUUCACUCUGCUCGUCACGUUCCGACAAUGAAUCCGAAUCUGCAAGAAGAAUAAAAACAGAAUUUUUAGUUCAGAUGCAAGGUGUUGGAUCAGAUAAUGACGGUAUACUAGUAUUGGGAGCUACUAAUAUACCAUGGGUGUUAGAUUCUGCUAUUAGAAGAAGAUUUGAGAAGAGGAUUUACAUUGCCUUACCAGAUGAACAAGCUCGUGUUAUAAUGUUCAAACUUCAUUUAGGAAGUACUUCUCAUUGUCUAACGGAAGAAAACUUUAAAAAACUAGCAGCUGCCACUGAUGGUUAUUCUGGAGCUGAUAUAAGUAUUAUCGUACGAGAUGCUCUUAUGCAGCCAGUUAGACUAGUUCAAACUGCAACGCAUUUCAAGCGUGUAAGAGGACCAUCACCAAAAGAUCCUUCUAUUAUUGUGGAUGAUUUAUUGACACCAUGUUCACCGGGAGAUCCAGCCGCUAUUGAAAUGAACUGGAUGGAAGUUGAGGGUGAUAAAUUGUAUGAACCACCUGUAACUAUGAAAGACAUGUUAAAAUCAUUAGCGACUACCCGUCCCACAGUGAAUGAAGAAGAUAUGGCUAAACUAGAAAAAUUUAAAGAAGAUUUUGGUCAAGAAGGUUGAUACUCAAAUUUUUUUAAUCAAGUUGCUAUAUACUUCCAAAAGUAUCUUUCUGUUAUACAUGCACUUGCCUUAUGUCUUGUUUGAUUAUCGACAUUGCGAUACGUAAUAUUUAUACAAAAAGUUCAAACAUACAUUGACUCAGGCUUUUAUUUUCAAAAUUUCUUUUCCUUCAACAGUCAUUACAUGAUAGCAAUGCCAACAUUGCGAGCUUGAUGCUUAUUCACAAAUACUGUUUGUUAAAAUAUAAAAAUCGCAGAAUGAACGAUAUAUAUUUUGUGAUGAAAAUUAGUUACAUUUUAAUCUGCAAAAAAAAAAACAAUAGACUAUUUUUUAUUCAAAAGCGCGAGAAAAAGUUAAAAUGCUACCGAUCCAUAACGUAAUAUGUAACGAAUUCUGUGCGUUUUUAACUUAUAUAAUUAUUGCUAUACUUGUACCUAACAAAUUAAUUGUACAAUACAUAUGUAGGAUUAAUAAGUAUUUCUGAACAAUGUUUAUGAUUGUAGAUUAGCAAUUCAUUUGUAUGUUUUGUAAUUUUGAUUUUGCUUAAACAUCAGCGACACGUUAUCAAUGACAUUUGCAUUCAUUUUCCCCAGUAAGUAUAAAUUAUACUAAUAAUCAAUUUGAAAUGAUUCGUUAAAUUACGUGAACGCGAUUACAUGUAGUAUGUGAUAUACAUAUGUGUACGUAUAUCAAAUAAGCAAAAUACCAUUUCCAUGUGUAAAUUGUUUUUAUUGUUAAUUAAAUAAAUAACAAGCUGUACACAAUAGAA